CCAGCUGCCCGCGCCUCCCGCGCGCUCCCUGCCCUUUCUUCUCCCCGCCAGGUCCGAGCCCUGGCGAGAGCCGAGCUGAGCAUGGGCCCGGCAGCGGCGGAGGCUCGGUGAGGCGGCCGCGCUGGGCUGCCGCCUCCUUCUGGCCCCAGCGCGCCGAGAGGCUGCGCUCGACGAUGGAGCCCUAGCAGCGCCAGCGCCGCCACACCCACCCGGGGAAGAUGGAGCUGGGGGGCGCCCCGUCCGGGGGCCCCUGCCCGGAGAUGUUGCAAGUGGCCGAGGAGGCUUUCCGCGGCGGGCAGUUCGCGCUGGCGGCCGAGAUCCUCGGCUCGCAGCUGGCCGAGCUGCCCCAGCCCGAGCGAGGCCUCCUCCUCCGCCAAGGGGAUGCGCUGGCCCGCGCGGGGCGCAUGGCCGAAGCGCUGGAGUCCUACAGCGCUGCCGCCCGGCUGGCUCGCCUGCGGCCCGAGGAGCUGCGGGAGCUGGCCGAGAGCUUCGCCCUCACCAUCCGCGAGAAGGAGCUGCGGCUGCCUGCGCGGCCGGGGCCCGGAGGGGGCGGCUACGCCGAGGGGGGCGACCCGCUGGGGGACCCUGCCUGCUGCCGUCCUCCCGAACUGCUGGGCUGCCCUUUGUGUCUGCGGCUGCUCUGUGAGCCGGUGACUUUGCACUGCGGGCACACCCACUGCAAGCGCUGCGCCCUCCACGGGGGAGCCGAGUGCGCCCGCUGCGCUGCCCGGCGGCCGGCCCCGGGCUCCGGCACGGCGGCGCAACCUCCCGCCUGUCUCCGCGUCAACGUGGUCCUGGGCAGUUUGCUGGAGAAAUGGUUCCCGGACGAGAGCAGAGCGCGCCGGCUGUGCGCCGAAGGGGACGCCUUGUGGGAGAGGCAAGAGCUGGCGGUCGCGCUGGAGAAGUACAACGAGGCCCUGGAACUGGCUUCCUGUAAAUGUUCAUUAAUAGCACAACGGGCAGAACUCUGUACAUCUAUGAAGAAUUAUCAACAAGCCCUUUAUGAUGCGGAGGCCCUGUGCCGAAAUAAGCCCCACUGGCCUAAGGGUCAUUAUGUGAAAGCACAAGCUCUUUCUGGAUUAGGAAGGAUUGAAGAAGCAUUGAAGGAGUUUCUUUAUUGUGUUGCCUUAAAUCCUGAAUGGAGCUCAAUGAAGAUGGAGGCCCAGAAGAUAAUGUGUGAGAUGUUUUUUCCAGCCUUUGAAAAUGUGCAUGAUAGUCUAACAGCUCCUUUUUGCAAUCGGACCUCUUAUACAAGGUUAAAACCUGCGUUUCUAAGUAGCAUUAAUACACAGUCUUCUGCAGAGGAUGUACUAGCUGAAGAGAGCUCAAAAGAGACUAUCUUGAGGAUAACAAAAACCCCAUCCCAAGAGACUGGUGUAUUUCGAAAUACUGAUUCUUCCAUUUCCCACCAUAUACUGGAUUUGUAUUUUGAAGAUAAAAAAACUCUGGGAACAGUUCUCUCUAAUCUACCUGGUGCAAGCUUAAAAAGAAAGUUCUCUAGUGAUGUGAGAGAUAUACAGAACUUAGAUGUCCCUAGCAAAAUUCCUAGAAAAGAUGGGAAUUCCACCUGUGCAAACUCCGCUGCUCUUCCCUUAAAAGUGAUACCUGCAAACCUUGUGGAUGCAUCUGACUUUGAGUGUUCCCUCUGUAUGAGGUUAUUUUAUGAGCCUGUCGCUACUCGUUGUGGACACACAUUCUGCCUCAAAUGCCUUGAACGUUGUAUGGACCAUAAUCCUCACUGUCCUCUCUGUAAGGAAGAACUCUCUGAGUUUUUGGCAAGCAGAACUUAUAAAAAAACCAUCCUUACUGAAGAGUUGAUAGUUCGUUAUUUGCCAGAAGAGUUGUCUGAAAGGAAGAAAGUUUACGACGAAGAAAUGAAGGAAUUAUCAAAUUUGAAUAAAGAUGUUCCUAUCUUUGUGUGUACAAUGGCUUUCCCUACCAUCCCCUGCCCUCUUCAUGUCUUUGAACCUCGUUACCGGUUAAUGAUAAGAAGAUGCAUGGAAACUGGGACCAAGCAGUUCGGCAUGUGCUUAGCAGAUGAAUUGAAAGGGUUUGCUGAUUAUGGCUGCAUGCUAGAGGUCAGGGAUGUGAAAUUUUUCCCUGAUGGUCGCUCAGUUGUUGAUACAGUUGGUGUUCGGCGUUUCAGAGUCCUGAGCCAUGGUCAACGAGAUGGGUAUAAUACUGCAAACAUUGAGUAUCUGGAAGAUAAAAAGGUUGAAGGAGCAGAGUAUGAAGAACUUGUCCGCCUUCAUGAUUCUGUUUACGAUCAAGCUGUUGCAUGGUUUACAUCUCUUAAGGACAAUAUGAAAGCGCAAAUUUUAAACCACUUUGGAUCAAUGCCAGGAAAAGAACCUGAGCCACAGAGCAGUCCCAGUGGUCCAGCCUGGUAUUGGUGGCUGUUAGCAGUAUUGCCGCUAGAGAACAGGGCCCAGUUGGCCAUUCUCGCCAUGACUUCACUUAAAGACCGGCUUAUUGCUAUACGACGUGUAUUAAUAUUUGUGACGCGCAAAAGACCCAGAUGACAUCGCCUUAUUUGUAACUGGACACUGCAGCCAACUUGUUGCAAAUGCGAGUUUAAAUGAAAGAACAAUUAUUCCUGCUAGUGACUCUGACCUGCUUAUCUUGGCAUUCACCAUCCUUUGCACUCUCUCUGUCCAGUAGUUACUCAAGCACUCCGUGCCUAUCGUCCUGAAGAAAUCUGAGCCUCUUGGAAGUUGUGCCACAAUUACAACAUAGCAAACAGUGGUUGUAGGCAGCAGCUUGAAAAUAACACAACUGUCUUCUUGUCACAGUGAGAUGACUGAGGAGCCCUAAAUUGUCACCAAAGCCCUAAUGAGACAAACUCAGAGCAGAUUAGAAACUGAAAAAAAUAUGCAUUAUUAGAAUAUGCCUGAUAGCAAGGGAAAUUCCUCAGACUGAAAGAAGAAUGCCAGAAAAGGCAAUGGCAACUAAAUGAACAGGACAAUCUUUCCAUCUGUAGCCUCUUGACAAUGCUUGAUGCAUGAAGCAAAUAGGGUUUUCCUGGUCAAAACGUUCCCAUCUGAGGAUUGUGUAUCCAGAAGAGUAGCUGUGGCUGGUAGAAUAAUGUAAUCCUUUGUGUUUUGUAAUUUGCAUGCUGUGUGUAAUGGGAAGAAUGUUUAAAUAUAUAUAUAUAGGAAGGUGCCCCCCCUCAAAAAUAUCAGAACAACCUCAGGCACACUGUGUUACAAAAUGGGGAAAAAAAUAUCUAGAGUCUGGCCAGACCUCAGUGGUUAUGACACAGGGCCCUGUGGAUAUGAGGAUCCCAUUAUCUGCUAUGGAUGAUGGAAUUUUGUGGGUACACAGGAUGCUUUUCUUUGCCAUUGUAUCACUUGAGCAUAUCAGGCUGCAAUGGCUGGAUUGUGGCCAGUGUGUUUAGCAUAUAUAUACUCUGUUUUAGGAUCUUCUGUGGUUAGUUCAUUAGAAAGGCUGUUGAGAAAUAGAAUUUGUUACUUCAAAUUAUCCUACAUGUUCAUUCAAGACAGGCGAGAUUCUGUUUAUGUGUACACGUAACUGCCAGACCAGCCUGUUAUACUGGAACAAUGUUAGCACAUUUUUUUAAACCAAAACUUUAAUAUUCCUCUAUGUACCGACCACUGUCUGUGCUUGGAGUCUUUUUGUCCUUGGUGACAACAGGAACGGAGGCACAAACUGAACCCUGUAAAGGCAAAUAUCAAUGCAAGCUUAAACCAGGUGUUACCUUCAAUUUGUUGUUGGUUUUGUAAAUAUUUCUUGUACUUUGAUGUUUUAGUACCUAUUGUUGAUGACUUCUAAAAAUGGACAGGCAACCCUUUAGAAAAAAAAUAGCAAGUGUGAAAUAACAAAACAAUGCAAGUAUCAGAGAUCUUUAAGUUGAAGAAAUAGUUAUAUUCUUGGGAGAGAGAAUGAAGCGUGUUCAAAUCUCAAAACGUACGAAUGGAAGGCAAAAUAAAACAUUGGCACGUGUGCAAAUAAUUUGGCACGGUGAAAAUAGUGGCAAUACCAAAAUAUUUUAAAAGUGCCUCCUUUUUAAAUUAUAAAAAGAACAUUCUCUUUAGACAAGGUGUGACCACUUUCACAUGAAUUCAGGAAGAAAUGUUUAAAAAUCAUGUAACUGUAAUCUUGGGUAUUGUAAUUGUAGUCUUCUUGAGUGGUAAAAAAUAUUUAGUCAGAAGCUGCCAGAUGUGAUUUCCUCAGAACUGAUCAACACACCCUGAAUGUACUGUAGUUGCCUCUACCUUGAAUUAGCCUUUUGUAGUGAAGCAACAACCUCUGACUACUCUUUUCAUUGCAAAUUGCUUAACUUGCAACCAGUGAUCUCUACCAUAGCCUUCCUGCAAGUUCUGCUACCUUUUCCAGAGUUUGUAGAUACGUGGUGGUGUUUGUUUUUUCUUCAAGUAUUUUUUAGCGAGCAUUAAAGCCAGAAAAAGGGAGGUAUUGGGGUGUAUUCCCUUCUAUUCGCUACCUAGGUGCUAUCACUCUUUCCCCACCACCACCGUCUUCCAGUUGAUCCACUGGACUUCAAAAGCUUCCAAAGUUAACUAAGCAAGCCCUCAUUAAUUUUUGGCAGGGAACUUGGAACAUCUUCAUGACUUUUCACAAUGCUUUUUGACUGUUUGUUUAAAACAUUUUUAACCACUUCCAUAUGCAACUCAAACCAUUUUUCCUGUCUUUUUUUCUAUGAAUGGAUGAAACAACUGAGAAUUGGUGUAUAACUAAGGAACUAUUUUGUUCCAGUAUUAGUUCAGCAUUUUCCACUCUCUUAGAUUCUGUUCCCUACGGUGCAGGACUUUUUCCAGCAGUCUUAAGCAUGUUGUUAGUCCUUAAAAUCAAGAUCAAGUUGUCUGCUCUUUUAACAACCUUACGGUCAAGUGAGCAGAUGUCUUAAUUAAGGUACAUGAUGAAAGAUGAUUGGCUGGACAGUUUGGGAGAAUUGGGGUAGGUGUCUGUAGUCUGAAAACUUUUCAGAAAAACAUAGAAGACAUAUUUCAUUGAAUAUGGUAGGGUGGAGAAGGCAUUCCAGCCUCCCUUAAUAAAAAGCAAACUUGCAUGAACUUAAAUUUCCAUCACAGGCCAGCUCUGAGACUUCCAAAUAAUAGGUGUAUUUGAAGUUUAGUCAUCUUUUGAACUUCACAGACCUAUACCACUUGUUUGCUACUGUGGCCUUUUAUCAGCUACUUCUAACUGUCCUUCUUUUCAGUCAUGGAGAUUUUGUUACUCCAUUGAGCUGAUAAUCAGCAGAUAAUCUGUUUCUCCUUUGGCUUGUGCUGCAGUUAAUUUUCAAAAAGAAUAAAUGGCAAGGGGGUUUAGAAAGCUGUGUGCUCUGGUCAUGCAGUAUCUAAGGUAUCUGAAGGUCUAGUGUUUGGUAGCGCCUUAAUUUUGCAGCUCUGGAAUGAUUGUAUCAACAAAACAACGCAAAACCGGAUCUGGGGCUUGUGACCGGGUUGUUGAUGUGGUGUGUGUGUGUGUGUGUGUGUGUGUGUAAGUACAUUUUGUGUAGAUAAAACUUGAAACAAAAUCCUCAUCUUGUUUUUGAAGCUAGUUGAAGUGUGUGUAUGUGUACAUAUGUAUAAAUAUAAAUUAUAAAUCCGCGCCUUUUUGUACUUUAGUGACAACAAAAACAAAACAGAUUUGUGUUACACAACCAUGUUUGGCAUUUCUUGGUCUCUAAAAUGAAGCCAAACUUUUUUUUUAAUUUUGCUGCAAUGUUCAUUUCAUGUAUAUUUGGAAUAUUCAUGGGAAAAUGUAUUUAUGUGAUAUUUGGAAUAAAUAAAUUCAUUUUA
Eublepharis macularius is the source of this 5780-nucleotide messenger RNA. RefSeq names its product LON peptidase N-terminal domain and ring finger 2 (gene LONRF2). Lineage: Eukaryota; Metazoa; Chordata; Lepidosauria; Squamata; Eublepharidae. The coding region runs from base 219 to 2522 and encodes 767 amino acids. Gene Ontology annotation, molecular function: protein binding. The record is from RefSeq and is a predicted model, not a curated record. The transcript is spliced from 12 exons.